Molecule: messenger RNA, 1364 nt
Organism: Punctularia strigosozonata HHB-11173 SS5
Lineage: Eukaryota; Fungi; Basidiomycota; Agaricomycetes; Corticiales; Punctulariaceae
Product: Phosphoenolpyruvate/pyruvate domain-containing protein
Exons: 6
Coding region: 374-1171 (265 amino acids)
Cellular component (GO): cytoplasm
Molecular function (GO): aldehyde-lyase activity
Source: RefSeq, a predicted model, not a curated record
GGUCUUCUAUCACAAUGGAUUUUGUGUACUAGCGAUUACGACCCCUAUACGCUCGCGUACAUUAGCCGCGAUGCUGCUUGGAAGAGCCAAUGUCCAACCAGCGGUGAUCUGGAACGAUCGAAGUCAUGGCCGUCUUCUGCAGACUUGGACGCCGAGGGUAGCGACGAUGAUAUCGACUCCACCAGUUCGCCGCGGGCUACUCGGACCGCCAUACCGGGGAGGUGCGAAUCCGUGCAGCGGGGAGCCGUUCAGGCCUUCGCCCGGGGGUCCGGGCGUGCGUCCGCCGGGUUCAUGGAGCAUACAUAGCACGACAAACGAGGGAUCCCACCGCUCGGGUUCGUUAUCGCUGACAUCCACGUCAACAGAGAGGAAGAUGGGAUUGACGAUACCAAUACGCGAUGCUUUGAGGUCAGAAGGGAAGAAGGCGGCAGGCGCAUGGCUCACCAUCCCGAGCACCGUCGUCGCGCGUACGAUCGCUAAUACCGAUGGUGUCUCAUGGGUGGUGAUUGACGGCGAACACGGCCUCAUCACAGAUGAAAAGUACUACGAUCUAGCGAACACGAUCGCAGAUCGCGGUGUCUCGCCCUUCAUUCGCAUCCCGGGUGACGAACCCUGGAUGAUCAAGCGAGCCCUCGACGCGGGCGCGCACGGCAUCGUUGUGCCCAUGGUAAACUCGCUCGACAUCGUCCGCAAGGUCGUCGCGGCGUGCAAGUACCCGCCGAACGGUGUCCGUGGAUUCGGGCCAAUGUUCACCCACGCCGCCGGUGCCCUUGGAGCCCAGUACCGUGCCGCAGCGGAUGCCGAGACGCUGAUUGCAGUACAGAUCGAACACCCGGAUUCAUUGAGGGACGUGGAAGCGAUUUGCAAGGAAGGGAUCGAUAUCGCAUUUAUCGGACCGUUUGAUCUUGCGCUCUCGAUGGGCGUCGAGUUCGGUUCCCAGGAGCACGAAGAUGCCAUCGCGCGGAUCUUGGCCGCUGCCAAAUCCGCCGGCAAGCUCGCAGCCAUAUUUUGUCUGACUGGCGAACAAUCGGCCAAACGAUUCGAGCAAGGCUUCGACCUGGUGAGCGUCACGACGGACAUCGACUCUAUCACCGCCGCUUUCGCGAACGAGCUCAGUGCGGCGGUUAAGGCGAGUGGAGUAGCUUCUGCGAAGUCUGGGUAUAGCAUGUGAACGGUGGCGACACAACUGUCGAGUUCGGCAUCGAGAAAAUGAUAGGUGUAUUAAUAAGAAGCCUGUUGUUAUCCUGCCACGGCUACGGCGGACGUCGUAGACUUCUCUGGUGCUUGCACCGGGUGUGCUUUCCCGUGACGGGAAUGCUUUGUCUCCUUUAUAGCGCUGUAUGAGUAUUGAAAUUUGUAGUGCC